Fundulus heteroclitus (mummichog) is the source of this 1723-nucleotide messenger RNA. It is a transcript of the gene cdadc1, whose product is annotated as cytidine and dCMP deaminase domain containing 1. The coding region runs from base 116 to 1657 and encodes 513 amino acids. Lineage: Eukaryota; Metazoa; Chordata; Actinopteri; Cyprinodontiformes; Fundulidae. The transcript has 11 exons. The record is from RefSeq and is a predicted model, not a curated record. Gene Ontology annotation, molecular function: hydrolase activity; zinc ion binding.
GUCCGCCUCGUAUACUAUCAACCGGGUUAAAUGUCUAUAAAACCCUAAGCAGUCUUCUCCCUAACGCACCUGCCACCGAACCGACACCUAUCCCGUUUAGCCCCUCGUUUACGUCAUGAUGGAAGACAGCGACAGGAGGAACCGAGCCGAACCGGGCCGCUCCGGGCCUCACCGGGAAACGAGGGAGAGCGGCAGCCAGACUGACAGCAGGAUACAAGGUCAUGGCCCCAGGUUGUCAAAGGUAAACCUGUUCACCCUGUUGAGCUUGUGGAUGGAGUUAUUCCCUCUGGAGCAACCAGAGGACGGCGAAGACGGUCAGAUCCACGGGACCGGGCUGGUGGUGGUACAGGGAGGAAAAGUCCUGGGACUCCACUGCUCCGGAGCCGAGCUUCACGCCGGACAGUCGGCCAUCAUUCAGCACGGCGCGAGCCUGGCCGACUGCCAGCUCUACUUCUCCAGGAGGCCGUGUGCCACUUGCCUUAAGAUGAUCAUAAAUGCUGGAGUCAGUCAGAUCUCCUUUUGGCCCGGGGAUCCAGAGAUCAGCAUGCUGACGUCGGCGUCUCCGGCUCACACCAGCGGCGGCGGUGCGCCCCUCGCCCUGACAGAAGAAGCCGUGCUGGACGCGGUGGCGAUAGAGAAGCUGAAGUCCAACAGCCGUCCUCACAUCUGCGUGCUGCUGCAGCCGCUGGCGCCUGGCCUGGUGCAGUUUGUUGAGGAGACGUCGAGGGAGAGCGACUUCAUGGAGAGGAUGACGGAGGACGACCCCGAGCUGAACAAAGAGGAGCUCUUCAACAGACAACGCCGAAGACACUUCAGAGAUUUUUCCAGGCAGUUCUUGGUCGGUACAUCUCAGCAGCACAAGGAGAUUUUGGUACAAAUGGGCCUGGAGAACUUCUGCGUGGAGCCUUACUUCUCCAACCUGAGGAACAACAUGACGGAGCUGGUGGAGGUCCUAGCUAGCGUAGCAGCUGGGGUGCCUCAGCACAACUAUGGCUUCUACAGCGAAAACUUUGCAACCACAGUGCCUCCUCAUGCAGGGUACGUUUCUCAAGAGGUGGCUCGCCACUGCAUCAUCCAGGCCAGGCUGCUGGCAUACAGGACAGAGGAUCCAAAAGUGGGAGUGGGUACUGUUAUUUGGGCGAGAGGGAAGUCGGCUGGCUGUCGUGGAACAGGCUGCCUGGAUUUGGUCGGUUGCGGGUACAACGCCUACCCCGCCGGCUCCAAGUACGCGGAGUACCCUCAAAUGGACAAUAAGCAGGAGGACCGUCAGAGACGCAAAUACAGAUACAUUGUCCACGCAGAGCAGAACGCCCUCACCUUCAGGACGCGAGACAUCAAACCGGAUGAGGCAACCAUGCUGUUUGUGACCAAAUGUCCGUGUGACGAGUGUGUCCCUUUGAUACGAGGGGCUGGAGUUACACACAUCUACACCUCAGACCAGGACAGGGACAAAGAUAAGGGGGACAUUUCCUACCUGAGAUUCAGCACCCUGAAGGAUAUCAGCAAGUUUGUUUGGCAAAGGAAUCCGUCCCUUUCAUCAGGUCCUUCUCCUCAUGCAAAUGGACGUAUCGGGAAACACAGCAGGCAGACUGAGCCGGAGUACGGGAAUAAGAAACUGUGCACCAAGAAGACCAGGGAUUCGCCUACUGUCAGCUGAACACUGGCUGCUAGUCUUAACCAAAUCCUGUUCAUGGGCUUUGGGUUAUAGAUUUUAAGUUAAAUG